CAGCUAGGAUAGGUGGGGGAACUGCUAAAAAUUUCUUAAAUAUACUUUGCGAAAUAAGCAUUUAAUGCUUAUUAAACACAUUUUAAACAUUUUAGAAUGACAUAUGUGUCUGUUAAAGAUUUAUGAACGUACUCCUAUAUUAGCUGACUCCUAUUCAUUGAGGUAUUUAACUGCUUGACCUAAUUUAGAAUUCGCCAGGCAGCUUUUUCUUUUUUUACUAUAGUGAAAUUGUAGUGGUUUUGAAAAAUUUAUAAGAUAGAACGAAUUAUUGUUUCUGUCUGCCUAAUAUUAAAAACUGAAGUGCAUACCUUGUACACAAAUUUGACACUGCUUCAAAAAACAAAAAAACAAAAAAACAGCAUCCCUGAACUGUACAUUAGAUUAGUUUAAGGGGCGUCGUUAUUUCCUAUUUUGUUCUCUGUUGACACCUUAAAUGUCACUUUUGGCAUUCUACAUUUCAUAAGUCAAAUACUGCUUUGUAAAAACAGUAUUGCAGACAACAUCCAAACGCAGUAACUUUAUUUAUGCAGAUAUGGGGAAGUAUUUCAGAGAGAAAGUCAACACUGUUGUUUUGUUUAAUUAUACUCCUGUUAUUCCUCCCUUAAUUAAUUAAUUUAUAUAAAAAAAUGCAUUUUUUUUUUCCAGAGUGAGAAUAGUUUCAUGUACUCGUAACGUAUAACUGGGCGGGGUGCAGAAUGAACAGCAAGAGAAAAAAAGAGUAAGAAAGAGAGAGGAAGCUCGUCUUCCUCUUUCAUCACUGCUGGGUCUCACGCUUUACCUCCUCAGCAGCAGACAAAACAGCCAUGAGGAAACUUUGAAAGGAAGAUGUCAGGUCAAGCUCCAAAACACACCAGCGAAGAGGACAGCUCAGGAUCUGAUUCAGGCUCAGAAGUCAGUUUGGAGCCGGAGACGGACCGGUUUGGCUUUAUUCUGACCAAUGGAUCCACAUCUGUAGGUGUGGGUCCACCCCCUGAGCUGGUCAGACAGAGGGAGUCCAAGUGGAUAAACAUCAUUAGGCAAUGGGAUCACAUCUUGUUGAAGAAGAGCAGUAAGGUCAAGGAGCAGUGUCAGAAAGGAAUUCCUGCAUCACUCAGAGCAAAGUGCUGGCUUCUGCUGUGUGGAGCGUCUGAAAAGAUGGAGCAGAAUAAGAAUCUCUAUGAGUCCCUGGACUCACAGCCGGGCUUGCAGAGCUGGGUGGACAUCAUUGAGAGGGACCUGGACCGGCAGUUCCCCUUUCACGAGAUGUUCCAGUCUAAAGAUGGACACGGGCAGCGUGGCUUAUUCCGGGUGUUAAAAGCUUACACCCAGUACCAGCCAGACGAGGGUUACUGCCAAGCACAAGGGCCGGUAGCUGCAGUGCUGCUCAUGAACAUGCCAGCUCAGGAAGCCUUCUGGUGUUUGGUUCAGAUCAGUGAGCAGUACCUGCCCGGAUACUACAGCCCUCUGCUGGAGGGAGUUCUGUUUGACGCAGCCUUACUGACUUGGGUUUUGAAGAGGACUUGCCCGGCUGCACACAAACACCUCCAGCAGCACGGCGUGGAGCCCCUCAUGUUCGCCACCGACUGGCUGAUGUGUCUGUUCACACGUCACCUGCCGUUCAACACUCUCCUCCGAGUCUGGGACCUCUUCUUCUGUUAUGGUGUGCGAGUGCUCCUGCAGGUGGCAGUAGUGCUGGUACGACGAGUCCUGGGACGUGCAGAGCAACGAAAGAGGUGUCAGGGUCAGGUGGAGACUCUAGAAACACUGAGGGGCGUCAAGGGACAACUCCAAGAAGAAGAUGAUGCCUUCAUCGCAGAGGUGUGCUCUGUACCCCUCUCAGCCAAGGAUCUGGAAAAGCGAACAGAGAAGGAGCUAGACAAGUGGAGGAAAGACAGGCCCACAUCUAAGUUUGACCCUAGAGCCCGUUGCCAUGGAUACAGGAUGGUCUGGACAAGGGCUCGAGAAAACAAAGCGGAAAAAGACAAAACUGAAAAAGUCAAAGGGAACCUGACUCUUUCUCUCGCUCGCUCAGCCUCCACUCUUUCGUUGUCACCUUCCCUUCUCCGCAAAAAGUGGAGGAAAACAGGAAAAGUCUCUACGAGCGACUCCGACGGCAGCAGAGUUGUGAGACACCUUUCCAUAGGAGAAAAGGAUGACUGGAAAAUCUGGACAGAUUUAGAUUCUAAGAUGCCGCACGGUGUUCGAGAAGAAGAGGAAGACUUCAUUUCAGAGGAAAGCAGACAGCAGGAUGGGUCCACAACAGAAGCAGAGCAAGAGAAACCCAAAACGCCAAACCCAUCAACUGAGCGCACAGAAGAAAAAGUCAUUGUAACACUUACACCUCCGUGUGAAGAAGAAGAAGAAGAAAUGGAGCAAAAUUCUGAAAGAAAUUCCCAGGAAUUUGACAAAAAAACCGAGGAAAGAGUGAAGCCUGUGGCGGAUGUUGAGCAUGUGGCUUCAGUGGAGGACAACCACAGCGAGAUACAGGAGGAGGCAGCAGAAGAUACAAACACAGACGUGCAGGAAAAUGUAGACACUCAUCAGGAAUCCCAGAUAAAAACUGAUGUGAAACAACAAAAGGAAGCAGAGACCGAAAAUGUGGAGCAGACGCAGGUGGACACAGUCAUAUCAGAGGCAAAACACGUGAAACAUUCAGACUCAGAAGAAUUCAGAGAUAUGAAUGCUCCAGCAGGCGAAGACCUAAUAACAGAAACACAACAGGAGCAAGAAGAACUGAUGACAAAUAAGAAGAAAUCUGCUUUUGAGGAACAAAACCAAAGCAGCAAAGUGGAAAAAACAGAAAUAGAUUCACAAGGUACGACUGCAGAGAAACCUGCCAUGAACCCAAACGAAUCAAAUCCGGAAUUGGGAGCAACAGAAAAACAAAGAGAUUCAGAGAAGAAACAACAGAGCACAGAAGACACACCAGAAUCACCUUCACCUGAGUGCAUCGGACAAAGAAAGAACCCUGACUUCACGGAUGAUGCAGAGACGGAUCCGAAGGUUGCAGCUGCAAAAAACAUAGAAAAAAUAGUGUCUGAAUUUAUAAAAGAAAUCAUAAAGAAUGUUGUGGCAGAACUCCUAGAGGCACAAAAAGAGGAAGGUAUUGUUGAUCAACUAAAUCCGAAUGAAGCACAAGGAGAAAUAAUGGAGGACAAUGCAAAAACCGCUGAGCCCCAGGACAAGACUUCAGAACAAGAAUGCACUUCUGACUUGGAAGCAGUGGAACAAGUGAACGGUCAGGCCACUUCAAGUGUUGUUGACCAGACAGAGAGCACAGAAAAAGCCCCAGAAAGCACAGCAGCAGAGGACAAUGUCAUUUCUACCCAGCAAAUCCAUGAACCCCCUCCUGACAGUAUUCCACAGACCCAAGACAGAGAUCCAGACUUCAGAGAAAACCAGUCUGACUCGGAGAACCGCAGCCUGGAGAAAGCGUUUGAGUAUCGCAGCAGCAGCAGGUCCUCCAGUGACUUUUGCAUGCGCCGGUCGUCUCACUCACAGGGAUCAAGGUUAGCACGCAGACUUUCCGAGGAUCUCUUCACUUCCCCGGAGAAAAGCAGCAGAUCACAAAGCACCGCGGAUCACUCAAAACCAGAGCCUGGACCGGUAGAUGCAGUAAAGACACCUGAAGAGGGGACAUCCGUGAGACUCCAAGAGGAGCAGGCAGACAACCAUAAAGGUUUCGGCCUUCUGCGCAGACUGAGAGGAGAGAAGCCCAAAAACGCCAAACCAAAAAUGCAAGUGCCCAAAAUCUUGAUUCAAGAUUUCAGUGAUGAGACUGUGUCAGAGCGACCCGUCGACAAAGAGGCGGAGGGGAAAAUGAACUCCAGAGAGAGGAGGAGGAGGCGGAGAGAGAAAGAAAGACAAGAAAAAGAGGAAGAGAAGCUCAAGAAGAAAAAGGAAAAGCAGGAAAAAGGGAAGAAGAAAUUAAAGACGAGAGGAAAAAGUUUUCAAACGAAGACGGAGAACAGUAGCGGCGAUGUCGCUCAACCCGCAAAAACUGGCUCACACACAGUUAGACACUCUGCUUCUUAUGCUGAGUCGUAUUUCUGACAAGAAACAUUUUUGAGUUGAACAUUAAUGGACAAUUGAGCCUCUUAAAGUAAAUUAUCUUUACACGUUUACUUGAAAAAUAGAAUGUUUUAUUUGGCGGGACUUGACAUCCUGCUUCUGCAUUACACAUUGGACAUAUUGCAAACCAAAAAAAUAAAUAAAUAAACUGAAGUGCUUCAUUUUCAGCUCUAUGUGAUCCCAGAUUGAGUCCAGCAAGAACGCUGCUGGCCUCUCAGUAACAAACAGGGUCUAUGUAAGAUCACAGCAGGCAAUAAAGAGGAACUGCACAGUCCAAAAUGUCCCUUUUUUUACUGUAAGAAGUCCUCAGGUCGUAGACUUUGGCAUCCCCUCUACCUGUGACUCUGACUGUCACCCCGCUCAAGACUCAUCCUCACUGUCACUGGCCAGCACUUCCUGAGUCGUCACAGGUUGUGUAC
Messenger RNA from Oryzias melastigma (Indian medaka), 4469 nucleotides. It is a transcript of the gene tbc1d10c, whose product is annotated as TBC1 domain family, member 10C. The transcript is spliced from 10 exons. Bases 826 to 4032 code for a protein of 1068 amino acids. The record is from RefSeq and is a predicted model, not a curated record. Lineage: Eukaryota; Metazoa; Chordata; Actinopteri; Beloniformes; Adrianichthyidae.